AUGUCCUCCGAGCUGCCGGAAUUCUCGGAGGAAGGCUUGGUGGUUGCAGGCGUGCCCCUUGAAGUCUUCGAGGAGGGCCUCAAGGCGCGCCGCUCAGCAAGGAAGCUGCUGAAGGCCAAGGAGGUCGAUGUCGAAAGUUGCCAAGUGACCAGAGUGAUGUGCGAAGGAGCCUUCAAGUCGAUGCGCAACUCCUUCCUGGUGGAUUGUCGCGAGCAGACGCACCGGUGCAAUCGGCUGCGGGAUUUAAUGGACGAGUGCCAGACUGCCUGCGAGGCUGCAUUUGCGCGCUGCAGGACAAAGCCGCCUCCAGCCGCCGUUUGGCAGAAAGUCCAGGAGCUGCGGGGCCAGUGGUACAAUGCUGAAUUGCACGGAGUUUCAAGCUAUGGCAUACCAGAGCAAAGCGUCCUGUCAUUGCAGCGAGAGAUUUGGGGAGGAAGCUUUGACAGGCCCAUCGCCUACCGGGAGGUGCGGGCAGUGCAGGCCGGCGAGGGCAUCAUCGCCGCCCAGGUCAGUGUCGCCAUGCAGGUCUUUGCCUUGCUCGAUAGCUGCACAGCUAGUCAUCGGAACGUUCCCUCGCUUACUUUUCAGAUCGGCCAUUCUUUGCUCGUUCCUUCCCAAGCUCAAAGGGCCAUGCCCCGUGAUGACGUUCCAGCUCGCACCAUAUCCAUUGAUAGGACAACUGGCUUGGCAUACUGGUGCCAGCAGAACGACUGUUUCAAGCGGGCGGUCUUGUGGAAACAUUUUGAACGGGGGAGCCUUGUUUCUGCUGCUGCUGCCCUGGCUUUGUGGCGCACCUUUUGGGGCGGCCCAGAGGAGUGCUGCCGCGCAUGGAGCGCUUCGCCUUGUGCAGAACAAUUGUGCGAGGCGCAGGCCAUCCUCAGGGCCCUUCCAGUCGAGGCGCAGCUGCUGCCCAUCAGCGGCUACUUGCCUCAACCUCCACCGUGGCUUCCGCCUUCCUGGGCGGACUUUCUGCUGGGCUUAGAUUCGGCCUGCCUGGAGGAAGCAGAGAAUUUCGGCUUGGUGUCAGCGGUGGGCAGGUGGCAGGCCCCAGAAGCUCCAUCGGUGCCUCCAUCACUUCGGCGCGUGGCUGAAUCAUUGGGAAGACUCCGUGGCUCUCUCCCGCACUGGGGAGAUGGAAGUUCGCAGCCAUCCAUUUUGCCCGCAAAGUUCGGGCUAAAGAAGGGCAAGGUUGGCCAG
Messenger RNA from Symbiodinium pilosum, 1197 nucleotides. The record is from the annotation of a GenBank genome assembly. NCBI's taxonomy places the organism in Eukaryota, Dinophyceae, Suessiales, Symbiodiniaceae.